Molecule: messenger RNA, 983 nt
Organism: Nematolebias whitei (Rio pearlfish)
Lineage: Eukaryota; Metazoa; Chordata; Actinopteri; Cyprinodontiformes; Rivulidae
Product: gap junction Cx32.7 protein-like
Exons: 4
Coding region: 72-983 (303 amino acids)
Biological process (GO): cell communication
Cellular component (GO): connexin complex
Source: RefSeq, a predicted model, not a curated record
CGCAUCGCUCCCAGUUUAUCCCAGCUUUCCUCCAUUUGUCCAGUUUGUUCAACUGUCAGCUGGUGAGUGCCAUGGGGGACUGGGACCUGCUGGGCCGGCUGCUGGAAAAAGUGCAGAGCCACUCCACGGUGAUUGGAAAGAUCUGGCUCACUGUUCUGUUCAUCUUUCGGAUCAUGGUCCUGCAAACCGGCGCAGAGAAGGUGUGGGGCGAUGAGCAGUCUGACUUCGUCUGCAACACUCAGCAGCCCGGCUGUGAGAACGUCUGCUACGACCUCGCCUUCCCCAUCUCUCACGUCCGCUUCUGGGUUCUUCAGAUCAUCGCCUUGGCAACCCCGAAGCUGCUGUACCUGGGUCAUGUUCUUCAUGUGGUCCACAUCGAGAAGAAGAUGAUGGAGAGGAUGAAGAACCAGGCUGAGCUGGAUGACCAGGCCAGUCUCUUCCUCAGGAGAACUUUCAAAAUUCCAAAGUACACCAAAAGCAGUGGCAAGAUCAACCUCCGUGGCAGCCUCCUCCGCAGUUAUGUCCUGCAUCUUUUGGCCAAGAUCAUUCUGGAGGUUCUGUUCAUCGCUGGUCAGUACUUUCUUUACGGUUUCACCCUCGAACCUCGCUACGUGUGCACCCGCUUCCCCUGUCCCCACAAGGUGGACUGCUUCCUGUCCAGACCCACUGAGAAGUCGGUCAUCAUCUGGUUCAUGCUGGUGGCCGCCGUCGUCUCGCUCGCCCUCAGCGUCGCCGAGCUGCUCUACCUGUGCGUGAAAGCGGUUAAAGAGUGCGUGGCGAGGAGGCAGGACUACACGGUGACCCCCGUGACACCUCCCGUUUCUGAGAAGAAGGACAUUAGGAACCAGGACGAGAUGAUCCAGAAUUACGUCAACCGGGAUUUGGAGCUGCAGGGACGGAAGUUGGGGAUGAACGGGAUCAAAGGGGGAGAGGGGGCUAAAACUGUGAGCUCCGAGAGCAACAUGGGGGAGAUCCACAUCUGA